Molecule: messenger RNA, 606 nt
Organism: Eutrema salsugineum
Lineage: Eukaryota; Viridiplantae; Streptophyta; Magnoliopsida; Brassicales; Brassicaceae
Exons: 3
Coding region: 22-606 (194 amino acids)
Source: RefSeq, a predicted model, not a curated record
ACGGAAAAGGGCCUUUGCCAUAUGAACAUAGAAAUGACAAUGGGAAUGACUCCGGAUGGAGUCUAUGAAACUUUCACCAAUCCACAUAAGUUACCAAUGUUUCUUAUAGGCAAGCGCCAGCUUCUGGAAAUCAAAUCAAGAAAGGUUUUGAAGAACGAUGGACCGAGGCAAACCGCAAAGUUGAAGACAGCUGUGGCCUGGGACUUCCUUUGGUGGUCUGGAGCAUUCCCAAUAACUUUAAUCGUAGAAGAAAACAAAAAAGAUCUUACAGCAAAAUAUAAGAAAGAAAAAAUGAUGUUCAUGAAAGUGUUCGAGGGUAACUGGAAAGUGGAGCCACUAUAUGUUGAUCAGGAACGUUUGUGCAAGCAUAUGUUACCAAAAACUCGAGAAGAAUACAAAAAAUGUAGUGGUGGACAAGGAAAGGUUGCAUCGAAAGUGACGGUGGACCAAUACUUUCAGCCAUAUUCUCUUCUUAAUAUACCACCGGUAUCUUGGUACAUUCGUGGGAUCACCAUCAAAACCACCAAAACUCUGCUCCAAAUACUCCAAAUUAAGAGUGUCAUAUUCCGAGAGGUUCCACCGACUCCACAGGAAACAACCGUAUAA